This is a messenger RNA of Cotesia glomerata, 994 nucleotides long. RefSeq lists its product as uncharacterized. The record is from RefSeq and is a predicted model, not a curated record. The transcript is spliced from 3 exons. Bases 11 to 940 code for a protein of 309 amino acids. NCBI's taxonomy places the organism in Eukaryota, Metazoa, Arthropoda, Insecta, Hymenoptera, Braconidae.
CGAAGAAAUAAUGGAAAUAGAGGCGAUAGAAGACACCUCUCGUGAUUAUAACAGUAAUGAUGAUUGUGAUGCUACAACAUCUAGUCAGGAGUUGCAAUCAAAGUCAGAUUCAUUUAUGAGUCAAAAUUCAAAUGUGUCUAACUUUGAAACAGAUUUUUUAACAGCAAAACGGACACCAAAAAUUAAUAUUAUGACGCCAGAAUUAGCUGCUGCACUGGAUCGUGGUAAUGUAAGUAGCCGAAGCGCCACAUAUGUUUUGGCAGCUACUUUAAAAAGUGUGGGAUUCGAUACUCGGAAUGUAAAUUUGAGUUAUAAAACUAUUCAACGACAGCGUAUAAUUCAUCGGAAAGAAAUUGCUAAAGGCUUAAAAGAAGACUUAAAAUUCAAUGACAAUUAUGUGGUCCAUUGGGAUGGUAAACUGCUAAGUGAUAUUGUUGGGACAGAAACAGUAGAUAGGCUUCCGGUGCUUUUAACAUCGUCUGGCAGUGAACAGCUAUUGGGUAUUCCAAAAAUUAAUUCAGGAUCUGGGAUUGAGCAAGCUUUAGCUGUAUACUCAACUAUGGAGCAAUGGGGUGUCAGUAAUUACAUAAAAGCGAUAUGCUUUGAUACUGCAGCAACCAAUACGGGAAUUCAUCAUGGCGCUGGCGUAGAGCUUGAGAAAAUUCUGAAACGAAAGCUUAUAUGGUUACCCUGUCGUCAUCAUGUAAUUGAACUUGUCAUAAAAGGCGUUUUUGAAGCUUACUGGCCAGUACAAUCAGGUCCGAACGUUCCAUUUUUUAAUCGAUUUAAAAUCGGUUGGAAUAAAAUCAACACAUCCAAAUAUAACGCUGGCAUCAACGAUAAGAUAGUGGCUAAUAUACUAUUAAACAAAAAAGAUGAACUAUUAAGUUUUAUCGAUAAUUAUUCGCAGGUAUAUUUUGAGUUGUUAUUUGAGUUGUAAAAGUACACAGAAAAAACUUUUUGGUCAAAGAAAAUUUUCAUUUUAGGCAAGAUA